GACUUGACGCCGAUUGGGUUCUUCGAGUGAAAAGUGUUGCUGUGCAAAAUCUAGCAAGAAACCUAGCAGGAGAUCUACCAGUCCAAAUAAGGAGUUCGUGUCUCGGAGCCACAGGACCUUCGCUGUUGUCGUUAGGCUACGAUCUGCUAAGAUGACAGAGCUAAGGCACCGUGGAGCCAGAGACACCGACCCAGCGUUACAAGAGCAGCCGUCAGAGGACAAGGGUUCAGACAGUGAGCUGAAGGUGGAAAAAGAUGGUGUGUCAGACAGCGAGUCCAAGGUGGACUCGGGGGUCCCAGAGGUGCCGGUCACUUCUGAUGACACCCCCGUGGUACUAAACAAGGCCUUGUCUGGACUCUCCUCAAGAUGGAAGAACUGGUGGGUACGAGGUAUCCUCACACUAGCUAUGAUCUCCUUCUUCUUCAUCAUCAUCUACCUGGGCCCCAUGGUGCUUAUGAUGAUUGUCCUCUGUGUUCAGAUCAAGUGCUUCCAGGAAAUCAUCACCAUCGGUUACAGUGUGUACCACUCCUACCACCUACCCUGGUUCAGGACGUUGAGCUGGUACUUCCUGCUGUGUGUGAACUACUUCUUCUAUGGUGAAACUGUGACAGAUUACUUCUUCUCACUGGUGCAAAGGGAGGAGCCGCUUCGCAUCCUCAGCAAAUACCAUCGCUUUAUCUCCUUUGCCCUCUACCUCACAGGUUUCUGCAUGUUUGUGCUGAGUUUGGUGAAGAAGCACUACCGGCUUCAGUUCUACAUGUUUGGUUGGACCCAUGUGACUCUGCUGAUUGUGGUGACUCAGUCUCACCUUAUCAUUCACAACCUGUUCGAGGGGAUGAUCUGGUUCAUUGUGCCAAUUUCCUGUGUGAUCUGCAAUGACAUUAUGGCCUACAUGUUUGGCUUCUUCUUCGGCCGCACCCCUCUCAUCAAGCUGUCACCUAAGAAGACAUGGGAGGGAUUCAUCGGUGGAUUGUUCUCCACCAUCGUGUUUGGCAUCAUGCUCUCCUACGUGAUGGCCGGCUGGCGCUACUUUGUGUGUCCAGUGGAAUUCAACAACGACUCCAACAGUUUCCAGGUGGACUGUGAGCCAUCAGAUCUUUUCCAGCUCCAGGACUACGCCUUGCCCAGCAUCCUGGAGUCUGUCACUGGAUGGACCACAGUGCGUCUCUAUCCGUUCCAGAUCCAUAGCAUUGCUCUCUCCUCCUUUGCCUCCAUUGUGGGACCUUUCGGUGGCUUCUUUGCCAGCGGCUUCAAGAGAGCCUUCAAGAUCAAGGAUUUUGCCAACACUAUCCCGGGUCAUGGUGGCAUUAUGGACAGAUUUGACUGCCAGUACCUCAUGGCCACAUUUGUUAAUGUGUACAUUGCUAGCUUCAUCAGGGGCCCCAACCCCAGCAAGGUGAUCCAGCAGCUCCUGGCCCUCCGUGUCGAUCAGCAGCUCCACAUCUUCAAUUCCCUGAAGGCUCACCUGACAGAGAAGGGCCUGCUGCCAGCGCUGGAGGAGGCCGCCGCCUAGAGCCACCCGCACCGGCUCGCCCUGAGAGGGAGACCAGAGAGGAGGGCAGCACCCGAGGGCCCCGCGUAGCCCCAAAGCUCUGGGAGACUCGUGGUGCUUUGUGUGAGCGAGAAAAACAAAAUGAACAACAACAACAACAAAAAACUACAGCCAUGGGUCAUUCCAUUUCUUCUGGGUGUGAGGGUGGAGCACGUUUGUGUCCAUAAUCAUGUGAAUCAUGUUUCUGACACCAGUGUUUUCAGGUUGUGUUAGUAAAUUACUGUACUGUCACACAUUUCCAUUAUAGCCAACAUGUAUCUAUUCACACUGUUUGACAAAAUGUUGGUCAGCUGUACAUUUCUACCCGUUUACAGGAUAUCCUCUAUAUACCUAUUAAUGUGUUAUAUUUUAUUGAAAUGUUUGUUUUGUUUUAAUGCACUGCUCUCAGCCCUGUUAUCACUGUAUUGUAAUCCAGCUGCACCCCCUCGCCAAAUUUAAGUUUUAAUUUUCUUUGUUGUGAUUGUUUCUAUUUAUACAUAGAUGGUUUUUAUAUUUGGUAUGUUCUACUAUAUCUUAAUGUUGUGUCUGUUUUUUUUUAAAUUCAGACUGAAUUCACCUUGCCAUCUGCCAUGUGCAUUUAUGUGUGUGUGUGUGUGUGUGUGUGUGUCUUUUUCCCAUGUUUUCACUGCCAGUGAUCAUUUCAAAGCCUCUCUUGAUCAGCCAAAUCACUGAAAGCAUGUCCUAAGAUGAGUGGUUAACUUUCCCUGAAGUGUUUUAUGGGAUCAGUGCAUUUUCCAAAUCAGAAUCCAGUCUGAAAGUUGGUAAUUCCCAAAUUGUCUGCUGGGUAUGUGCCGUAAGAGCAGUUAGCAAUGCUCCAUACAAUUUUUUUAAAAAAAAAAUUAGGAAUCAAAAGAUAUCUCUGGAGGCCAGGGCGACAGAUACCAGCACCUUUAAUUGACCAAUUCUGUGUUAAUAUUUUUUUUUAUCUCUAACAAGGAGCUGUUUGUUUUGUGUUUUACACAUGUUCAGUAUGGUGGUGGGAUUGUUGCAGUUUGGCUUCUGUUUGUGACAUUGUUGGUUUGGGACAGUACAAGUGAGGCACAAAUGUGGUUCUUACACUGCCAGUACCUGCUUCUGUGUGUUGGACUUUGCCGUGGUCACAGCUUUGGGGCAGAAACCGACAAUAUGACUAUUACUGGUUAACUUUACGUGUCUGUGUAUGUGUGUCAGUGUGUGUCAGUGUGUGUCAGUGUGAGUCAGUGUGAGUCAGAUCGUCAGAUCUCGUGCAUCUGAUGGUCAGGUUGGAGUUUACCAACAGAGUCUGUUACUGAAUACACAGCAGUCAGUGUUCAAGAGGUUUUACAGUAGGAUUCUGGGAGUUUUAUGCAGCUGACAAAUGUUUGUUUCAUUUGGUGGUAAAAUAUAAAAGCUCAAGAGUCUCCAGUGUUGAGUUCAUUUCUGUUUUGUUUUUUUUAAGCGUAAAUGAAUUAACUGAAGCUUUGUUCAGUCUGAGACAAUAGAAUCCUUGAUUAUGUCAUAGUGAUGUUAUCAGAGUUAUUUUGGAUUGAUCUUGGAGGCUUUAAAUUGUAACAGAAAGCCUGUGUUACAAAUUAUGUAACGUGAUUGUGUUGCAUUAUGGGAAAUGUAGGGUAAGGCACUAGAAGGCAGGAUAUCUCUGACUCUGAUGCAUCUGUUUUGAUCAUUCUUUUAGUCUGUCUCCCAAAUUGAGUCCCCCAAAUUGAUGGAGUACUAUAAACUUUAAAACGACUAACACAGUCUGCUUUGUUUAUUUUAAAUAAGGAAGUUUGAUUGGAAGUUUAUUUUCCCCCAUACUUUUUUGAAAAUAUUUUGAUAUUACAUCUGAUCCAUUGCCUCCAUUUAAACUCAUACUGACUGAUGACUAACACUGACUAAUGGUAUAUUCAGUGUAUGUAGGUCCAACUCUGGUUAGACAAAGGUUAGGCUGGAAUCAGCCUAUCAUACUCAUUAAUCAACCAGGCACCCCAGUCUGUCCAUUAUGAUCACAUUCAUCAUUUUGUUUCUAUCCAAUCAGAGAAUAGAAUUGAUUCUUGUCAGUGAAAGCCAAAUGAACUCUGGACGUUGAGUGUAGGUGUUAAUGUAACCCAGGCACAACUAUUUCUGUACCCGGUGUUAUUUGACAAAUCAGCAAUAUGAACAUUCAUACAGUAGUCAGUGUAGCAGGGGUGUGGAGCUCAGAGUCUAGGUGUCUAUAUAUGGUAAUCUCAUUAUUCAUCCCUUAAAUGUCCUCUCCUCGGGGUCUCUCCUCAAAAAUCUAAAUAUAUUUUUGAGCAAAUUGUUUUUUUUUGUAACCCAAAAUUAGGUUUUGCUUCAUUAUGGUAAUCAGUUUGUAAGAGAUGACUUCAGUAUUUUUUUCAGAUGGAAGGAACCGCUGUGUAAACCAAGUAUGGCUUUAGGUGUUUUGCUCCAUAUUUGAAUGUCACCCCAUUCAGUUUGAUUUGUCAUUUCAUCUGUUUUAUUUACUGUGAGCAAAUCAAACCUUUUCAAAGUUACUAUAUUGUACAUUUAAAAAGAUGUUGAGUGUUCUUUAGUAUUUUUGGUUAGAGGAAUAUUUAAGGCAUUAAUGCCAUAUAGGAGAGAUUAUUGAGAUAGCAGGAAAGUAUUUUUUCUCUGUCUGUUCUUGCUGUGGCUUUAGUGCAGUUGGGUGUUUUCUAGGCUCUUUCCCUGGUAGCUUUUGUGUGUCAACUUCUGUGUUGCAGUGCAAGUUGAAUCAACGUAGAUACUCGUAGCACUGUGUUACGUUGUCUCCCUUUGAGUAGACGGGAAGUUUCCGGGAAAGUAACGUGGUGACUGGUGAAUCAGCAUUCGUAGAUAUCUUGUCUUUCCUGAGCUUUAUCGCCCCUGUGGUGGUUUAAUGUUGGAGUUUUAGCCCUGCAGCUCUGUACUGCCAUUUCUCUGUCGAGUGUUACAGACAGCCACUAGAGAGAGCUGGAGCUCCUGUGGUCUGUGGCGUGAUGCUGCAUCUGAGCAGAAAGGUUUGACCCUUUUGUCACUGCAGUUUGAUACAUUCCACUUCCCCCACAGUUAAGCCCACAUGGAGGCUAUUAGGGGUAAAUCAUACUACUACUGAUUAUUAUUUUUGUUAGUUUGUUUCAUGGCACCCCAGGAAACACCUUGGUGCCAUUUUUUAAUCAACACAGUGCCACUUUGCUUUUGUGAAUCCUACCCAGGACCCUCUAAAAGGAAUGUAGGGAGUUGUGACUGCCCCCACAUACUGUAGGCUCCCCUUUGUGGACAUUUCAUUUAU
Molecule: messenger RNA, 4778 nt
Organism: Micropterus salmoides (largemouth bass)
Lineage: Eukaryota; Metazoa; Chordata; Actinopteri; Centrarchiformes; Centrarchidae
Gene: cds2
Product: CDP-diacylglycerol synthase (phosphatidate cytidylyltransferase) 2
Exons: 13
Coding region: 152-1513 (453 amino acids)
Cellular component (GO): endoplasmic reticulum membrane
Molecular function (GO): phosphatidate cytidylyltransferase activity
Source: RefSeq, a predicted model, not a curated record